CAUGCUAAUCCUUGGGAAAACCAUGAGAAAGCCAAGCCAAGGCCAAAUGCUCCCGCUCCAAAUCACGAUCCUCGUCUCCAUGGUCGUGUCCCCGGCAGCAAUGGGCAUCGUGACCGACGGCAAGUGCAAGUGCUUCAUGUGCAUCUGCGACGUGGACCCGCACCCGCUGCCGCCGGCGCUGCCGUCCCACCACCCGCCGCCGGCAGAGCCGAAGACCGUCACCUCACCACCGCCGCCACCGGCGCUCCCGGAGUACCACUACCCGCCGCCGUACCCGUACGGGUACCCGUGGGAGGGGACGACGUACUACGGGCCGCCGGCGGGGGAGAUGUACCCGCGGGACAAGGCGUCCAAGUCCAGCGCGCCCCGGCAGGGCGGCCUCGGGCUCUCUUCUUUGGUCCUCGCCGUCUUGCUCGCGUCCGCGGUGCUGUCAGUGCUCACGCAUUCUGCUUAGUCGUCGUGUCAGUGUGUCGAUCGUGCUAAGAUGAACUGUGGUAUCCUACUCCCAUGUACCUAUGUGAGAAUCGCGUGUGUUCUAUGACAAGUAACCAGCGGCUAAUUGCCGUGUUCUACCGCCGAGUGUGGCAAAAAUAUAUGGAACAUGACGUCCAGUAAUGGAACAUUUACUAUGCAUCAGCUGAUUAACGAGCACAGUUG
This is a messenger RNA of Phragmites australis (common reed), 657 nucleotides long. Its product is annotated as leucine-rich repeat extensin-like protein 6. Lineage: Eukaryota; Viridiplantae; Streptophyta; Magnoliopsida; Poales; Poaceae. The record is from RefSeq and is a predicted model, not a curated record. Bases 2 to 454 code for a protein of 150 amino acids. The transcript has a single exon.